AUGGAGAAGAAGAGGCAGAACUCCGAAGAUUACAUCAAAUAUGGAUUUACAGACUUAACCAUCAAUGGAAUAAAUAAACCACAAUGUGUUCUGUGCAAUGUUGUGUUAAGCGUGGAGGCUAUGAAACCAUCAAAGUUGAAACGGCAUUUGGUUACGCACCAUGCGGAGCAUAGCGCUAAAGAUAUGUCAUUUUUCCGUCGUUAUGAAGCUGGUAUUAAACGGCGAAGACUGAAUUCUUCGGGUACCAUCCAAUUGCAGAGUAAUGCAGUAUUGCAGGCCUCAUAUGAGACUGCCUUUGAAAUUGCGAGGAACAAGAAACCUCAUACGAUCGGUGAAACUCUCAUCAACCCACGAUGCUGA
Wyeomyia smithii (pitcher-plant mosquito) is the source of this 360-nucleotide messenger RNA. Its product is annotated as protein FAM200C-like. The transcript has a single exon. NCBI's taxonomy places the organism in Eukaryota, Metazoa, Arthropoda, Insecta, Diptera, Culicidae. The record is from RefSeq and is a predicted model, not a curated record. The coding region runs from base 1 to 360 and encodes 119 amino acids.